UGUGAUUUUAUGUCGCAUCAUAGUAAAAAAACCAAAGGCAGUUACAAAAAAAUUUGCGCUAAAUCAGUAAAAUUUUGAAAUGUCAUGGUCUCCACUUUGACCGGUCGUGCAACAAGUUGUUUUUGGGCCAAUUUUAAACAGUUCCCUACUACACAUAAAAUUAUUAUCUUAAAAUCUAUUUAAACAAAAUCACAAAAAUAAUUAUAAAUCCAACACGAUUCCCAGGCAUAAAACGCAAGCCAUUGCUCGGUUAAAACAACCCCAACCAACCAACCAACAAACCAUCACUUCAAAUGGCAAUUGUUGUUAACUGAUGUUUAUUUAAUUGUUAUUAUUAUUAUUGUUAUUGUUGUUGUUGUCUGAGCCAUUGUGUGUAAAUAACAAAAUAAUUGUUUGCCAUUAAAAGAAGAGUGCAACAAAAGAAUUUUUUUCAACAAAAACAAAAUUCGAAAGCUUAUAUUUUGUAAACCCAGUUUUUGUUUGUUUUUUUUUUGGUAUGAUAAAAGCAAUUAAUGUGCCAAAAAUAAAGAAUAAUUAAAUAUUUGAAAUAUUUAAAAGUUUAUAAUUUCUAAACAAUUUCGUGACUUGUGAUAUUUUGGGCAUCAACAGCACCAUCAUGAAACUACCCAGCAUUUUGAGUAAAAAUGGCUCUGUGAAAGAUGCCACACCAGCCGGUGAAGUAACAUCAACAAGCGGUGCCAAAUGCUCCAUUUUUGGUGUAAGGCAUUUGCAAUGCUUUUUGCUGUUCUGUGGUCUCUCGGUGUCAUAUGCUCUACGGGUCAAUCUCUCAGUGGCCAUAGUGGCCAUGACUGAUAAGGCAGCUACCAAUCCAAACUUUGAUGAAUUCGAUUGGACGGAGAAAACAAAAUCUCUGGUGCUUAGCAGUUUCUUCUGGGGCUAUGUGGUCACCCAAGUGCCGGCUGGCCACCUGGCUCAUAAAUUCGGUGGCAAGCUAAUGUUGCUCAUGGGAAACUUUGUGUGCUCUCUGUUGACAGUGCUGACACCAAUUUGUGCUCGCCUAGGUGAUUGGCAGCUGGUCUGUGCUCUGCGUGUCAUAAUGGGUCUGAGUCAAGGAUUCCUUUUCCCCUCAACACAUACCAUACUCUCGAAAUGGGCUCCAGUGGAGGAGCGUGGUACCUUGGGCACUUACAGCUAUUCAGGGGCCCAAUUCGGUACGGUGGUUAUGUUGGCCACCAGUGGUAUAAUGGCUUCCUCCAGCAUGGGCUGGCCCAGUAUCUUCUAUAUAUCGGGUGGUGUGGGUCUGGUAUGGUCUGUGGCCUUUUUCAUAUGGGGAGCCAGUUCGCCAAGUGAAUGCCGCCUUAUUUCGGCCGAAGAGAAAAAACUCAUUGAGACCUCUAUAGGAUCGGAUAGUGCCAAUGAACACUCGAGCACACCCACCAAAACACCUUGGCUGAAAUUCUUCACUUCGGUGCCCUUCCUGGUGUUGGCCUUAACCCAUUGCACUCACAAUUGGGGCUUCUGGACCUUGCUGACGGAGAUUCCGUCGUACAUGAAGAACAUUCUGAACAUGGAUAUCAAGAGUAAUGCCCUGCUGUCAGCGCUACCCUAUGCUGCCAUGUUUUUGAUGUGUUUCGUCUUUUCAACCAUACAAGCUCAGCUGAGCAAACGCAAAUGCAUACCACUGUCGGUGAGCCGUAAACUGUUCAAUUCCAUUGGCCAUUGGAUUCCUAUGAUAACUCUGAUAUGCUUGGGUUAUGUAUCGGCGAAUAAUACAAAUAUGGCCAUAGUUUUGUUAACCAUUACAGUGGGCAUCAAUGGUGCCACCUAUUUGGGCUUCCAGGUUAAUCACAUAGAUUUAUCACCCAAUUUUGCUGGCAUCCUAAUGGGCAUCACAAAUUGUGCGGCAAAUAUGAUGGGUAUUAUAGCUCCAUUGAUUGUGGGCUUAAUUGUGACAAAUGAGAAAGAUCCCGAUCAAUGGCGUAUUAUUUUCUUCAUAGCAGCCGGCUUCUAUUUCGUUGGCAACUUGCUCUUUGUAGUCUUUGGCAAAACGGAAGUGCAACCUUGGAAUGAUGCUCAACCCUUGCAUUCGACGGCAAAGCGUAACUCCACAUUCGUGGAGUCUCAACAUUAGUGUGCUACUUCAAAUUUCUCAUGAUUCCUGUUAGUUGGUAGACAUUUCUUACACCUAAGAGAAAGAGACCUCAACAUCAAAUUCCACAUUUUCCAAGGAACUGCAAUUUUAUGACAGUUUUACAGGGAUUUUUAAUCAGGUCUUCAGUGAUUCGUUUUUAUGUGCCUUGUUGACUUAUAUUGACAACCGUAUGUAUGUUUACAUGUAAUUUUGUUGUUUGUAAUAGCAAAAGAAACAAAUUAGCUUAAAUAAAUAUUUCAAUAUGAAAUAUUUUCGAUAUACGUUAUGUAUUGUAUUUAAAUACGACUAGUCUAAGUUUAGUUUUAAUGUGAGUAUUUAAGAAUAAUAAAACAUAAAAGAGACUAGAAAAAUUACAAAAGAAAAUAUAAAUAAAUAUUGAAAAUAGA
Stomoxys calcitrans (stable fly) is the source of this 2499-nucleotide messenger RNA. Its product is annotated as putative inorganic phosphate cotransporter. Lineage: Eukaryota; Metazoa; Arthropoda; Insecta; Diptera; Muscidae. Bases 617 to 2092 code for a protein of 491 amino acids. Gene Ontology annotation, biological process: monoatomic anion transport; transmembrane transport. The transcript is spliced from 4 exons. Gene Ontology annotation, molecular function: transmembrane transporter activity. Gene Ontology annotation, cellular component: plasma membrane. The record is from RefSeq and is a predicted model, not a curated record.